UUUUAGGAAAUCAGAUCUCCCUUUUCCUCGGCCACCGUAACCAUUGAACAUUGAACCGUUGUCUUGUCAUAUCACGUUUUUAAAUUUCUUGUUGAUGUUGUUAUUAUUAUUUGUCUACGUACACGAUAGCGACGAUUUAUCUUCACGCGAACACUUGUUUCCCACUUCCAUACGGUGUCGAUAGUUUUUUGCGUCUUUUUAUAUUUAUAAUUUUAUUCAUUCGUCACUUGUCGGAGAACACGUUCAGGCUGUUAGCGAAUCGCUGCCACCGUAAGUAAAUAACCACGGCUGUUGGAGUCGCUGUUUUAAAUAAGUAGCGAUUGAUAUACGUGACAGUUUUCUUUUUAGUUCAUGAUGUUUGUGUUCGUCCCGUUCCUGGUUGACUGGUUAUUACGGUAUAUGACUCCGACCCGUCUGAGGAAUUUAAUUCUUUUCACCCAAAUGCUCUUGUUUGUUUAAGUACCCGUCGCCCACUGUCCGUUUUCUCAUAUGUACUGUUUAUUGUGCGAUAUAUUAUCAUUUUUACGAAUAUUAUGUUUAGUUUCCAUUUCAUAGUCAUUGACUUAAUGACAACCAUAUUUCAGACGAUUUUUUGUUUGUUUAUUUUUUAACGAUACGAUAUCUACAAAUUAUUCGUUAUCAAUUCUAACGGUCGUUUGCCGCUGCAGUUUUCCGACAGCAGAUGGCGCGUUAAUUUGUCUUGGGUAUUCCGCCAUUCAGCAUUUCCGCGGUUUUAGUAAUCAGUAAUUGGCACACAAAUAUUUAAAAUAUAGAUAAUUUUAAAAUUCAAAAUAUUAAAUUCUUACGACUUGCAACUAACUGCUAUUCGUGUUUUUUAUUUUUAUUAAUCAACAGCCCAGACAACCAUUUACGUUUUUGUGUAUAUUGUAGUAUGUAGGUACUUUUGCUCUAAAAUAUUUAAUUUGGUUCUUUCUAAAUAACAUACUUGAACUUCACUAUCCAGUGUACUGUUUUGUAAUGAAUAUUGUAAUAUGUAUUGUGUUAUUGCUAUAAUUUUUAUGAACAUAUUUAUACUUUAAACACAAAUUUAAUUUGUAAUAUGCUUAAAAUUGUAAAGUGUAAUUUAUUUGCUUAUUAAUUAUUAUUGUUUGUAGACUAAACAUCUAUUCAAAAUGCCACGUACUAAAAGAACAACAGUUAAACGUUCAACUGCUAACUUAAACAUGUCAAACAUGUCAGACAACAUAACCAUGGCCAAUCAACCAAAAAAUAUCAAAGACAUUUUAGAAGAUUUCGAUGUUGAAAGUAAAAUAAUUAAGUGGUUUUAUUCCACCAUACUAUUAGUACAAUAUUUUUUCCGUUUUUAGAAACGAAUAUUGAAAAUGAGUUUGCUGAACUAUUAGAUGAACAGAGAAAUAUAAUUGAAAAUAAAUUUUUAAUAGUGAGAAUGAAUUUGAGUGGCUCACUGGAUACUAAUCUUUAUGAUUAUGUAAGUUUUAUGAUAAUAUAUGUUUAAUUAAUAAAUAUACCUACAUUUUUUAUGUAAACAUUUUAUUUAUAAAUUAAACUUAUUUUUGAUAGAUAGAGGAAGAUAUUGCAGAAAAAAAUGUCUCAAAGAAAGCCGCAAGACCUACUAGAACACUUACCAAAGCUACAGGAAGUAGAACAAUCAAACCUAUAAGUGGUAAGUGCCUAUAAUAAUAUGAACAAUAUUAUAAGUAUUUUUAAAUUCAUACAGUUGAAAAUAUUUACAUACUUAACUUAAACUAAUGUUAGAAAAGAUUCAUUUUUAUGAGCAAUCUCAUUAUUAAUAAUUAAAGCUGGAAUGUAAAAUUUUUGUACCUGUUUUUUGACUUAAAACUUCAAAAAAAAGAACUUUAAUUUUUAUUUAUUUUUUUUUGUAAAUCUGAUAAAAAUUAUAAUUGAAAUAAUAUAAAUUUAAAGAAAUUGUUUCUGAUAGAACUAGACUGCGUGUUACGACUUAUGGAAUAAAAAAAAAGGAACUAUUUUAAUUUAGCUCCCACACAAUUUUUUGAUUUUUUUUUUCAAAAUGUGUUUUUGCGUGUACACAUUGAAUGUAAAAAAAGAAAGUCUGGCGAACUUUAUUCGGAAGUCAUGGGGGAAAACUUCAUGAUGUUGUAGUUUUUCGUUUCGCGUAUUUCUAAGUUAAAAUUUAACAUUUUCAAAAAAAGUUUUCCAGAAUGUGUAUUUUAAUACUUAAUUCGGUAUAAUCAAAACUUACCUAUCAUACUAACUAAAGUUUUUGUACAUUAACUUUGAAAAAUAGUGUUUUUGAAUUAAUCCAAAAUGUGAUCAAAAAUUGACCUUUUUCAUUAUUUUUAUAUUUGAUAAUAAAGUUUUUUUUAUUGAAGUCAAAAUAAGUCUAUCUGGCUUAGUUACAAAUGUUCAAACGCCAACGUGUGUCAUUGCGCUCACUCCGAUAAUUUUAAUCGAAAAUAACUCUCAAUUUGCUGUACAAAACCAUGUUUAAUAGUUUAGAAGGAAAAGUGAAAAGCAUAUAGGUGAAAUUAGAGACCUAAGGUGGCCACUCAUUUGGACAAUUUUAAUCGAAAAUAACCCUUGAUUUGUUGUGCAAAAUUGUUUGAAUGUUUGCAACUCCAAAACUAAGCCAGAUAGACUUAUUCUGACUUCAAUAAAAAAAACUUUAUUAUCAAAUAUAAUAAUAAUGAAAAAGGCCAAUUUUUGAUCACAUUUUGGAUUAAUUCAAAAAACACUAUUUUUCAAAGUUAAUGUACAAAAACUUUAUUUAGUAUGAUAGGUAAGUUUUGAUUAUACCAAUAGAUUAAGUUUAAAAAAUACACAUUUUGAAAAAAAAAACUUCUAUUGAUUAGUAUCAAUUUUAUUGCUUUAAUUUAAUAGAUUAUUAUCCAGGAAUUCUUGUGAUUCAUAAUUUUCUAAACAUUAUUAAUUGUUAUUUUGAUUAUUCGAUUAUUAUCGCCCCUUAAAAUAUAAUACAAAUACAUAAUUGAUAGUUUGUUUUACAAAAAUUAUGUUAGCGCUUAAAAAUCUUCAAUACAAUUUCGAAUGUAAAUUUUGGAUUCAAAAACCUCAACAUAUGAACAAAAUUAUUUGAACAUUUUCAAUUUUCAAUAAAUAAAAAAUACAAUUUCUUAUUCACAUUCAUAAGUAAGUGAAAUUAAUUUGUAAUAGUGCACCGCAAAUUUUAGAAUACUAUGUAAAAUACUUAUAAAUCUCGUUCAUAUAAUUGAUUGAUAUUAUUUUUUAGAUUUGGAGCAUAUUAAGAAAUCUAUAGUAUUGAUUUUACUAUAAUGUGUGCAUUUGUUUUUUUUUUGUUUCUGAAAACAACAUAUUAUCAGAAAUCUUGCUUCGAAGUAUCAAGGGUAGCACCUUUUCUGAAAGACAAAUUUAGUUGGUGCAUUGAAGUGGUAAUUUUUUGAUUUUCUAAGGGGUUCUCAAAAUAAUAAAUUUCAUUGUUUUUAAUUUUAGAUCUAUCUAAAAUAGUGAAUAAUAAAAGGGAAAAUCUAAAAGAGAUGAAAAAACAAUUUUUUUUUUUUCAAAUUAUAGUGCAAAGAUUAUAUUUAAAAUUUGUAUGGCUAAUGUUUCUAGCACAAUUGUGUAAGAUAUGUUCUUUCAAAUUCAAAAAAUUUAGACACAAUACACAAUAGGUUUUCUAUAUUUGGUUAUAAAUAAAUACAUUAGUGCAUAAGUAUAUUGUUGUUGUUAACAGCUUAUUGACACCUUAGAUCAUAAUAUCAUAUUGUAUAUUAUACAAUAUGUAAAUUUCUGGGAGAAUAAAAAUAGUAAAUACUUACACUAAACAUAACACGGUUCAAAUAAUAUUUCCUUUGAUUAUUGGGAACUGACUGGCAACCAUAGUUAAUUUCAAAAUAAGUGAAUAUCUCAUCAUCAUUAUUAUGAAAUAAGUCUAUUAAUAUGCAUUCUAAAACAAGAGUUUGCUCGCAAGGUAUGCAAGCGCAUAUUCUGUAUGCAUUAAAUUUUAACAAAUAAUAAAAUAAUACAAAAUACGUCAUUAUUUAACUAUAAAAUAAAGUUUAAAAAGCUGGAUUAUUAUCUUAUCCUUUAAUUGUUAAAAUACUCCUCAAUGAGCUGAAACUCAUUUAAUUCAAUUUAAUUAAAUAUUUCUUUAAUCCGAGUAUGAAACGUAAUAGUGUCUAAAAACAUACAAUAGGAGACUUUGUUUUAAAAGAAAAAGAGCUUACACUGGGGACUGGUGUGGCCACUGUUAUAGGUAACUAGUUGGGAAGGUGGGAUAUAUUAUGUUAUUUAAUUUAUACCUGUUACGAUAAACCAUUGUAAACAAAAAACGUUUAAGAGCAGAGUUUUAAAAGGCCGUAAUAUUUAAGAUUUUCAUCAAAAUUUGGUUUUAAAACAAUUAAAAAAUAAUAAUAAUAAUAAUAAAUUAUGCUCAAUUUUUUGUUUUUAACCACAAAGUAUGACUUGAACAGCCUGUUAAAUUUUCAAGUAUCUCUGUUUGGUCUAACAAUUUUAUCCAUUAUACAUAUUAAAUAAAUAUAUAAAAAAACUCAAAAUUAAAAUUUCUAUAAAUAGCUCAAAAAUUGGCCAAAUGUUUUGAAAAUUUUACCCUCUCUUUAAAAAAAAAAAACAAUUUGAAGUUUUCUGUCAAAAUGUCAAGUCUACGUAUAUUUUUAUUUGAAUUGCAUUAAAAACAAAAUCAUGUCAUUUUUCAAUCUGAGCAAUAUUUCUGAUAGAAAACAUUGUGUAAACAAAUUAAAAGUAAUGAAAUGGUAACGAUGCGACUAGCCAUAAAUAUUUGCCAUUUUACUUAUAAUUUUCUUUUCCCAGUUAUUUUGAAAACCCCUUAGAAAUUAAAAAACUUACCUCUCUAAUGCACCAACUAGACAAUAUUUCCUUUCAGAAAAGGUACUAUACUCUAUACAUCAGAACAAGAUUUUUUUUUUCAAAAAGUUGUUUACAGACAAAAAAAAAACAUCAUAGUAAAACCAAUUGAUUCCUUGCUAUACUCCAAAUCUAAAAUUAAUAUAUAGUGAAACCUGUAGGUAUGUAACGGGUAGUUACAUAAACACUGUCCUCUGUAGACUAGUGUGUGUUCUGUUAUAGACAGUUACGGAAGAUGACAUUGAAAAGUAAUUAUUAAAACAGCCAGAGAAAAAUAAAUAAAUGUACAACACUAUAAUAGCGAAUCAAUAUGGAUUAAGUACUGAAUAGUUUUUAAGUUUAUACGUGUUUCUGGUUAUUUUUUCCUGGCAAUUAACUUUAUCUUAAUUUUUUAAUAUGCAAUCUGUCAUAACCAGUAUUCAAAAUAGACCAAUGACACUGUUGCAUGGUAUGUAUGUAUACGUUUGCAGUAUAUUUGAUUUUAAACUAAGAUAGUUGUCUGUUAUCAAGGUGUUGGUGAGGUUAUUACUGUUCUUGCCGUAAUAGAAAGUUUUGUUAUAGACAGGUUGAAAUACAUUGAAAUGCCUAUUGUCAGGAUGUUAUUAUUUUGUCUGUUGUAUAUAGGUGCCUGUUUAGACAGGUUUGGCUGUAACAAUCUUGCCAUUCUAAUUUGUUUUAUUUGUUUUAUUUUAUUCUUCAUAGCAUCUAGAGCAACAUCUUUAAAAAGUAAUAAGAUCGCGACCAAACACCACAGUGCUGUGCGUGCUGUUGAUGACCGAGCACCUUUAUUGGAAAAAAAUAAUGAGCCAAGUUCAAAAUUCAAAGUAAGUAUAAUGAAUACAUUGUAAUUAAUAAGUUAUUUAAUAAUAGUGUUCAUAAGUUUGAUAAGUUUAAAGCCAAAAUUGAAUGAAACUUAUUUCUUGACUAGCAAAUUUUUUUUAAAAAUAAUUUUUCCAAUCUAUUUGAUUGAUGGUUGUUUUAAUUUUUAGUAUAAAAUUAAAAUUACAAAUAAUUUUAGAAGCACUUCUUUUUACAAACAUAACAUCUAAGUAAAAUUAAUAGAUUCUUUUUACUUUGUUUAAAAUUAUAAAUUACCUAAAUUUUUUUACAGACAUUUACAGUGUACACAUAAUUGAGAACACUCAUUAUCUUUGUGUAGAUUUAUGAAUUUAUAAUUUUGUAUUUUUAGUUGAUUGUUAUACUUGGUAAUACUCAUUUUUAUGGUCUCUGACUUUUUUUACCAUUUAUUAGACAUGGGCUUGUGCAAAAAAACUUUUUUUUUAACUGGCAACUGUUACUUUUCACUACCACUUAUUUUUGCCUACAUUUUUUUUGUACAUUUUGAUGUUUAACCGACUUUCUAUUUUCAAAAUUAGCUGAGUUAUGUUCAUUUAAAGUUGUUUGAUAUUUUUAGAUUUUACGACAUUAAGUUAUGUUUAUCUUAAUAACAUUCAUAUUACAAUGUUAGUAAGUAUUGUGAAAAAUAAUAUGAAAUUGAUUUAUCAAACAUGUCGAAUAUCAAAUAACUUUAAAUUACCAUAUUUCAGCUAAUAUUAAUCUUAUAAAAAUGGUUUGCUCAUAAAAAAAUAUGAAAAUAAAUAAUAAGUGGUCAAAAAUAGGGGUUGCCAUUUUAAUUUCAGAAAAAAAAGUAUUUAUGUGUAUGUGCAAUCAUAUAAAAAUUGAAUCUAACUAAAAAUUGUCGUUCAUACACUGUAUAUAGUAAAAGUAUUAAAAUGAUUUUGAACUUCAAUUUAUAUUUUGAGUACUUGUUUAUUAAUUGAACCACAUUUUAAUGUUUCACCACUUAAGUUUUUAUUGUUUUAUAACAAUUUAAUAGAAUGGAAUAUAUAAUUGUAUUAGUUUGUUAAAUGUAUUGAAUAACUUCCGUAUUUUAGACUCCACUUAAUCGACCACCAAUGACUGCAGCGGCGACUAUAACACCAAAAGUCAAUAUGAAUGAACCAAUAUCAAUGAUGCGUCGUCCAAACCAGGGUGAGGUAGCCUAUUCUGUGACUGGAAGUCCUGUUAUGGUAUCGUCUAUUACUAGAGAUGAUAUGGCUACAGUUUGUGUUCCAUUAGCCAAUGGGAAUGUAUGUGUAAACUUCAUUUUAUUUUUGAAUGCAACAAAAAAAUAAUAAUAAUAUUGAAAUUAAUUUUAACCUGGAUUUUCUCAUUUAAUAUGGUUUGUUCAUUUUAAGGUUCUUUCGAUUUUACCUAGAGCUGGUGGUACUAUGGAUAUUUCAUUAAACGAUCAAACUAAACAUGAACUACUUCUUCUUAAAGGAAACAUUGAAGUACUUUUAAAAAAAGAUAAACACUCGUGAGUGAUAGUAAAACAAAAAUAAUAACUUAUUUUCUGUUUAUAACAAUUUUUUUUUUUACUGCAUUGGAAAAAAAUAAUUCCGUCUGUUACAAUAUAAUGUUGUAUUUGAUCAUGUGCAAAAACAAUGUAGUUUUUAGAUUUUGUUGAUAUUAAUUUGUUAGUUAAAGUAAAUACAAUGUUAAGUCAUUAAUAAAUUCCACUUAAUGUUAAACUAACCAGAAAUAUAAUUUUUACAAAACAAGUAUUGUAUUUAGUAUAUAAUUUAUACAAAGGUGACAUCUAAAUUAGUAUCCAGUAAAUUUAUGCU
Messenger RNA from Cinara cedri, 7451 nucleotides. The record is from the annotation of a GenBank genome assembly. NCBI's taxonomy places the organism in Eukaryota, Metazoa, Arthropoda, Insecta, Hemiptera, Aphididae.